UGACACGAAAACCGCUGAUGGUUCGUUGUCAAAAGAUAAAUAGAAGCUCAGAGGAACGAAAAUUCAAAUCUGACUCAGUAAUGUGGAUUUUAUCAUUUAUUCAUUAAUGAUUUUUGAUUUGCGUUGAUCUCUAAAGGAAUCAUGCAGGAGAGUGCAAGAGGUGACGAGAAGAAACAAGCUCAAGACCAUCCUACUAGACGUCUUCUAGUAGACACAACAGAUCCAACAACAGAUGAAAGACAUUCAGGAGAUGGCCAGGCAUCUCCAUCUGGUGAAAACAUGGUGGACGAAGUAUCCUUAAGCUCAGAUGAUUCUGAUUUGAGUGGGUAUACCAGAAGAUGUGUGCCGAGGGUCAAUUGCCCUGAAAAAAUAAUUCUUUGUGUUGACUUGUCCCCUGAGAUGAAUGAGUCAUCAUUUCAAAGUCGUACAGCACCAGAGAGAACAGCGUACCAGUUUGUCAGAAAGGCAUCACAAAUUUUCAUCAAAAAYAAGUCCUACCUCAACCCUGACCAUGAGUUUGGGAUCAUUGUUCUAGAAGAUGAAGCUUCAUGGUAUCAGCAGUUUGAGAGUAACCCAGAUACCAUCUGUACAGUACUGGAGCAUCUGAAGCCAAAUGAACAAGAAACUGAAGAUGUUUUCGAUAUGGAAACUCUUUUCCAAGCCAUACAAAGUCGUAUAUCACUGCCAGACCUCGAAGAUCCAUCGUUACCUCCUCCAUAUGUUGUGCGUGUGAUAUUAAUGUACGGUAGAUCACUAUGUACUCCAGUAAUCUCYACUCAGGCGCAUCAGACUCUUCAUAACCUGCUACAGUCACCUUACUUUUUCUUUGAUGUAAUUUACGUUCAUCAACUUCCAUCCGAAAAUAAUAAAUGCGAGUCUAUUUACGACACGUUUUGUGAACUGGACGAAGACGAGGUAGGUUACAUGCUGGAAGUAUCUCGUAGCACAACUCGUUUAUUCGACCACAUGGCGACAUUACUGGCGCAUCCUCUGCAACGUCCGAAGCAAAGAGAUACCUCUUAUGUUCUAACACCAAGAGAAAGUGACGAAAAUCAAUGAAGAAAAAGGUAUUAAAGAGGCUCAGGAAACGGCAAAACKUUUGCGAGCUUCAACUUUGCUGAAGUAUAUUCCAUAAUACUCCAGUUUCGAGUUCUCUGUUGCUCAGGRUUAGCCUUGAUUUUGAAAAUAUUUUAAAAAUGUAACGGUAUUUUACUUCGAUAACGCGGGGAGUGGUUGCCCAAAUCUCCCGAACCAAGGGCUCAUGUUUAAUGCGCUCGAAGGUGGGCCCUCUACCCCCUCUUACUAUCAGUGCUCCUUUUUACGGGUAUUUAAAGCUAAUUAAAGCUACACAGAACAGAGAGAAGUCGAAACAGACGUGGAGUUCCUGAGGAUCGAACUACAUACCUCUAGCUCCGAAGGCCGCGCACUAACCAACUGAGCUACGCCUGCUCCUCAUUCACGUGUUCCAGUGAAGGUCCGUGGAAUUUCAAAGUACUUGUAAUGUUUUAGUUGUGCGUUCUUUACUCAGGGUUCGUGCUACUCCUUGAAAUCCUUGAAAAGUCCUUGAAUUGAAAACACGUUUUCAAGUGGCGCUUGAAAAGCCCUUGAAAAUAGGGRAAAACUCCUGGAAUACUCCUUGAAUUUAAUGCAAACUUAAUGUUAUUUCUAACUUACCUUUUAAAAUAAAUAACGAUUAAAAUUGAUUGAAGAGUUUCUGGUUCCUUGUUUACUGGUUGGUUGCGUGUCAUGCUCGUUUUUUAUUGGUGGACGUGGCCCCGGCUGAAUUAGCUGCACUUUAACAUUGAAUCAAUGUUUAAAACCACGUUCUAAUACAAAAAACUUUGUCCUUGAAAAUUGAAUUUUUGUGCUUGAAAAGUGCUAAAAUAGUCCUUGAAUUUUGUAACGAGAAUGUAGCAC
Molecule: messenger RNA, 1917 nt
Organism: Actinia tenebrosa (Australian red waratah sea anemone)
Lineage: Eukaryota; Metazoa; Cnidaria; Anthozoa; Actiniaria; Actiniidae
Product: BRISC and BRCA1-A complex member 1
Biological process (GO): positive regulation of DNA repair; double-strand break repair; mitotic G2 DNA damage checkpoint signaling
Cellular component (GO): nuclear body; BRCA1-A complex; BRISC complex
Source: RefSeq, a predicted model, not a curated record